Molecule: messenger RNA, 441 nt
Organism: Acyrthosiphon pisum (pea aphid)
Lineage: Eukaryota; Metazoa; Arthropoda; Insecta; Hemiptera; Aphididae
Product: kelch-like protein 3
Exons: 3
Coding region: 1-441 (146 amino acids)
Molecular function (GO): protein binding
Source: RefSeq, a predicted model, not a curated record
AUGUCAAUUGGACGACAGCGAUUAGGAGUUGGCAUUUUAGAUGACAACAUCUAUGCUGUUGGUGGCGAUGAUAAUACCACUGCAUUAAAUAGUGUAGAGGUAUUUGAUGUCGUGGAUCAAAAUUGGAGAAUGGUAACUAGUAUGACAGAUAAGAGAUAUGAUUUUGGAAUUGGUGCACUCAACAAUCGUUUAUAUGCAGUUGGAGGUGUUAAUUGUGAUGUUUUGAAAUCUGUGGAAUAUUAUGAUUCCACCCUUAACACGUGGACACUAGUUGCAGAUAUGUCAAAAUAUCGCCAAGGUGUUGCUGUAGGAGUCAUGGACGGUAUUAUGUAUGCUAUUGGCGGCUAUGAUGGAUCGAUAUAUCUGAAAAGUGUAGAAUGUUAUAGACCAAGUUGUGGAGAUGGAAAAUGGUCUUUUAUACCUGAUAUGCAUUUACCUUAG